GCGCCCGUGUGGUGCGUUCAGUUGCUACUCUCGCGAGGAAGAAGUGACGUCAGAGCAAAGGCAUCAUGGCGGCCGUCAUGAGAAUUGUUAACAGAAGCGCUUUACAUUCAGCAAUGGGUCAGAAGUAUGUGGCAUAUAGUUCAGCAGCAAAGGUCUCCGCAGCUGGCGUAAGAGCAGGUCAAGCUCUUCCAGAGAAGGUGAAAAUAGUGGAGGUGGGACCCAGAGAUGGUCUCCAGAAUGAAAAGACUAUGGUGCCAACAGAGACAAAGAUUCAUUUGAUUAACAUGUUGUCAGCGACAGGGCUGGGAGUCAUUGAGGCCACCAGCUUUGUAUCUCCAAAAUGGGUUCCACAGAUGGCAGACCAGGUGGAGGUGAUGGAGGGGAUCUGUAGGAAACCUGGAGUGUCUUACCCCGUCCUCACCCCCAAUCUUAAGGGUUUCCAGGCUGCUGUGAAGGCUGGAGCUUCAGAGGUAGCCAUAUUUGGUGCUGCAUCUGAGCUCUUCAGUAAGAAGAACAUAAACUGCUCAGUGGAUGAGAGUUUACAGCGCUUUGACGAGGUUAUGAAAGCAGCUAAAGAAGCCGGUGUGCCAGUAAGAGGUUAUGUGUCAUGUGUUCUUGGAUGUCCAUAUGAAGGCAAGGUGGCACCUGAAAAAGUUGCACAUGUAGCUAAGCGUCUGUACUCCAUGGGCUGCUAUGAGAUCUCUCUCGGGGACACUAUUGGAGUGGGGACUCCAGGUAGCAUGAGUGAAAUGCUGGAGGCCGUGAGCAGAGAGGUGCCAGUUAAUGCCUUGGCAGUGCACUGCCAUGAUACCUAUGGCCAGGCCCUGGCUAACAUCCUCGUAGCCUUACAGAUGGGCAUCAGUGUGGUAGACUCGUCAGUAGCUGGACUGGGCGGCUGUCCCUACGCCCAGGGGGCUUCUGGGAAUGUUGCUACUGAAGAUGUAGUCUACAUGCUGCAUGGACUUGGGAUUCAAACGGGAGUGGACCUCUCAAAGCUGAUGGACGCUGGAGCUUUCAUCUGUCGAACCCUCAACAGGAAGACCAGCUCCAAAGUAGCGCAGGCCACCUGCAAGCUGUAGACAAAAACCAGACCACAGACUAUACACCGUAGCACAAUUCUUUAACCUGUAACAUUCAUCCUCUGUAUGUUCAGUUCUCCAUAUUCUCUCUGUCAUGAGUUCGAUUCAUCCUAUGCCAGUUCAAAUAUUACUUUAGUUUUAGAAUAAAAUACCUUAUUCACUAGAUAAUAGCAGAGCUGUAAGGGUGCCUUAUGUACAGUCAGUCUAAUCAUACAGAUCCUACUUAUUAAACGCCAUGCCUUCACCGGUUUCUUUAAUAGUGUGCUUACAUUCCUUUCUUGGCUGUAGGUAAGUCAAAGUGAAGCACCGUCUUUGUUUCUAAUAAAAAAUGAACCGGUGGAAAAAAGGGAUGAACUCACUGCUGAUGUCAGAAAAGACAAAUUGUUUUGACUUCUAUCAUCCUCUGUGUGCAGUGAUCACUGUCUUCAAAUGGAUUCUCUAUAUAGUCAUCGUCUAUAGAAGCAAUCAGUCUUAUGAACUUGGGCAUUGUACUGGCUUGUGAAAAAACGUUGAUGUGCUGUGUAUUUAUUUUAUUUUCAAAUUCAACAUGUACAUAUCCAACUAUAUUGUAAAUUAACAAAUUGUAAAUUUUAAAAUAAAUCAAUACUAUUUCUUGAA
Messenger RNA from Cottoperca gobio, 1697 nucleotides. It is a transcript of the gene hmgcl, whose product is annotated as 3-hydroxy-3-methylglutaryl-CoA lyase. The record is from RefSeq and is a predicted model, not a curated record. Lineage: Eukaryota; Metazoa; Chordata; Actinopteri; Perciformes; Bovichtidae. Gene Ontology annotation, biological process: L-leucine catabolic process; ketone body biosynthetic process. Gene Ontology annotation, molecular function: hydroxymethylglutaryl-CoA lyase activity. The transcript has 9 exons. Bases 66 to 1079 code for a protein of 337 amino acids.